Eremothecium gossypii ATCC 10895 is the source of this 1641-nucleotide messenger RNA. It is a transcript of the gene LSB6, whose product is annotated as 1-phosphatidylinositol 4-kinase LSB6. The transcript has a single exon. Gene Ontology annotation, biological process: endosome organization; Golgi organization; phosphatidylinositol phosphate biosynthetic process. The coding region runs from base 1 to 1641 and encodes 546 amino acids. Gene Ontology annotation, cellular component: lysosomal membrane; fungal-type vacuole membrane; plasma membrane. The record is from RefSeq and is marked provisional. Lineage: Eukaryota; Fungi; Ascomycota; Saccharomycetes; Saccharomycetales; Saccharomycetaceae. Gene Ontology annotation, molecular function: 1-phosphatidylinositol 4-kinase activity.
AUGGAGACGGCACAGGCAGACCAUUUGGGGGUGCGCAACGGGCUGGUCACUGAGUGCAGCUACGACUGGCUGCGGUUCCAGGACGAGGAGCAGGAGCGGCUUGUGUCGGCGCAGGCGCGGUCGCGCCAGCCGUCAUUCCUGUCAAUGGACACCUGGUCGCGCAAGUCGCUGAUCGGGCGGCUAUGGAACGACGGGAUGGGGCUUCUGCACGGCGCGCGGGAGCGGGCGACGCCGCGGUACGAGAUCGAGUACUCCGUGUUCCAGCCGGCGUCUGCCGGGGCCGCGGCGGAGGGCGCGGACGAGGCAUGCGGACUGGAGCAUUUCCGGUGCGUGGUGUCGGAGUGCGUGGAGGCGAUCAAGGACGCGGGGAUCGACCUGCAGCGGAUCGCGAGCGGGUCGAGCGGGUCGUACUUUGCAUACGGGACGGACGGGAGCGUACUGGGGGUAUUUAAGCCCAAGGACGAGGAGCCGUACGGCCCGCUGUCGCCCAAAUGGACCAAGUGGCUCCACCGGACGUUCUUCCCGUGCUUCUUCGGGCGGUCGUGCCUGAUCCCGAACCUGGGCUACCUGUGCGAGGCAGCUGCGUCGCUGCUGGAUCGGCGGCUGCGCACGAACCUGGUGCCGUGGACGGACACGGUGGUGCUGGAGUCGAUGAACUUCUACGACUCGCGCGACAAGUGGUUCUGCGGCUGGAACCGCCGCGCGCAGCGCAAAAUCGGCUCCUUCCAGCUGUUUCUCGACGGCUACGUCGGCGCAGACGUCUUCCUGCAGCGCUACCCGCUGCCGGGCACGUACACUUACUCGCUGUCAGCGGCCCGCUCGGGCGCCGACGGUGGAGGUUUCUCGUGGACCGACUCCACGCUGCACCAGCUGCGCGUGCAGCUGGAGAAGCUCAUUAUCCUGGAUUACAUCAUGCGGAACACGGACCGCGGCCUGGACAACUGGAUGAUCAAGGUCUGCGAGGUUGACGGCGCCUGGCAGCUACGCCUGGCGGCUAUCGACAACGGCCUCUCGUUCCCCUGGAAACACCCCGACGAGUGGCGCUCCUACCCCUACGGCUGGCUAUACCUGCCCCUGGACAUCAUCAACCAGCCUUUCACGCGCGAGACGCGCGAGCACUUCCUGCCCAUCCUGCGCAGCGUGGGCUGGUGGGAAACAUCCUACCUUGAGUUCCACGGGCUCUUCAGUCGCGACACCGAGUUCAAGGAGCGCAUGUGGAAGAAACAGUGGGCAGUGCUCAAAGGCCAGGCCUUCAACGUCCUCGAGACGCUCAAGCAUCCCGGCCAGGGGCCACUGGAGCUGGUGCGCCGCACCCGCUGCCUUGUGUUCGACGACAUCUUGCACGUGCCGGCGCAGAACCCGCCGCUGAACAUCAUCCGCUCCGCCAUCAAUGACGAGCUGCCGGUUGCCUCAUCGCCCAUGAUCCUCUCAUCCGUCCCCGAGGGGAGUAUUCUGGUCGACUUUGCGCAGUUUCCGGAUCGUAAGGCCCAGGAUGACCAUGAACGCCAGUCGAUUCAAGAAGACCCGUCGCAGGUCCUACUGCCCGACAUGCCAAGCAGCCGGUACAUAGCCACUAAGCAGGUCAUUGUUGAGCGGUUGCAGCUAUGCAACAGCAAACCACCGACCUUUACAUGGUGCUGA